Messenger RNA from Xiphophorus couchianus (Monterrey platyfish), 2968 nucleotides. RefSeq names its product methyltransferase 21C, AARS1 lysine b (gene mettl21cb). NCBI's taxonomy places the organism in Eukaryota, Metazoa, Chordata, Actinopteri, Cyprinodontiformes, Poeciliidae. The record is from RefSeq and is a predicted model, not a curated record. The coding region runs from base 2171 to 2968 and encodes 265 amino acids. The transcript is spliced from 5 exons.
AUUGAAUAGAAAUACUCGCCCUCUUUUUAAAAUUACUACGGAUUAACACCCAUUUACUGAUUUAUUUACAUUCCCCUGCUGCAAAUAGAGCUACUAUAAGCCCGCUGUGCCUACAUGCUGCUGUGUGACUCAUUUUCCACUGACCCGUACACAAUCUUUUCCUGACCUUUGCACACAGAGAUGAGGAUUACAAACUCUAAGGUCUUUAUCCUGAUGUUAUAUUUGCUGACUGCUCCACCUAUGGAUGCAUAAAUUAUCACCACACACACAUACACACGCACGUCCUCACCACCAUUCCUAAUAUUCAGAUGACAGGGACUUUUCUCAACUAUUGUUCAAAAUGCCACAUGGGUUCUCUCAGGCUUUCCACUGCUCUCCUACCAGGAAAAGUUAUGGCUGCAGGAAUUAAGAGAUCAAGAUUAAAUGGGCAUGUGAGCUCUGCUACUCAUAGGAAUAACUCUUAUAGCUUUAGUGUACAGUAAGUAUUUAAAUAGCUCACAUUAAUUUAUGGACUCUAUACAUCAUCAGAAAGGAUUGUUUUUGUUGUUGUGAGUCAGGGAAAUUUCACAGCAGAGAUUAAUGCAUAGAACAGAGAGCCGUAUAUUCCUCUUGUUGGGAUCAUACCGCUCUGCAGUGAUGGAAAUCCCCCCCAGCCCCCCAUAAUACCUUCACUGAUUAUUAGUGUUGCUGUUUAGAUGAAAGUGACUCACUGUUUGUGCUCACCAUCUGUCAGUUCAAGCCAUUUUCCAGCUUCAUGCAGCACCGCCACCUGUUUGCCGGCUCCACUCUGUGUGUUUGUGAGCUCAAUUCACCGAAGCUGUGAAUCCUCCCACCUAAACCUGGACAGCUUGGCUUACAACGCCGUCACCGAGUCCGCUCUCAGUCAGCAGGCUGGACUGUGCUGCUAGCAACAUCACACCCAAAACAAGAUUUAGGGAAUUGUCGUUUAGUGUGUUUUUAUGUACCAACACUUAACUCUUCUACGUAAUUGUAGUGUUAACUAUUGGUCUGACAACACUCAAGUUUACCAGUAUUUUAUUUCUGGUAUACUUGACUAAUAAACGUCAACAAAUAUUUCUUUUGGUUGAAUGACACCUGAACUUGUCUUUACCAUUUUGAAGAGUGGAUAAGGGAAAUGGAUCUCAGAGGAAACAUCCCUUGUGUUUUAUCUACAGUAUGUCUCUGCACCAUCAAAUUUCUUUAUAAUAACUGCAAAACCUCCUCCUGCAGAAACCCAUUUAUCACCCAAUUAUUUCAUUUAGGCAUGUGGCAGCAGGGAAACACUUAAAACAUGCAGGACAGUGUUGAUAGAAUUGACUAGCACCUUCCCAAACUUUCUGGUAAGCCAUAAAUAGGUCAAUGUAAAAAUGAGAAAUGCUUUUGUUGCAAUUAGCGGUAGUGAAAUGAUUAGAGAAACAUGGUAAAAGCAAUUUCUGAAUGUGGGAUUUGUUUUGAAAACAUAUAUAUAUCCUUUAAUGGCUUCACAGCACACGUAUGGAGGAUGAAAGGCCUCUUUGCCAUCACACAAAUUUUUUUUCUCGCCUCAGAUUCUCAAUAAGAGUCAACUCAGGACUCUAGCUGGGCCACUCCAAAAUAUAUCUGUUAUAUAAAUAGAUAUAAGCUUAUGGAAAGAUGGUAAAAUGAAAACUUCAAACCAACAUCUGCCAAAAGAAAUCUGUGCUUUUAAUUUUUCACGUUUAGAGACCCAUAUAAGGUUGUUUAGUUGACCAAACAUUUUUUUGAUCUGGUUGCCUCCAUCUUUUGUGAGCAGGUUUGCACUAGAAGGGAAUAACUCUUGCAUGACACACAUUGUUAAAUUUAAAGGCACAACAACUCACAUAUUGUCAAACCAAUCAAGAGAACAGGUUGGGACUAACAGAAGAUGUGAGGAAGAGGAUGAAAGGUGGGGGUGCAUGGGAGUAGGCUUCAAUCAUUUAGUGCUUAAAUCUUCUGCACAUGUGUGGCAUAGCAGAGGAUAUAGCAUCACACAAUGCAAGCUGCUGUUGAGGCAUUGGGAGGGGUCCCUGGCAUAGACCCCUGCUUCCCUCAGAGGCAGGUCACAGAGGACAGAUGAUGCCGUCUCUAUAAAGACAUGAACUCAACCUACAAAGGUGCGCACUCUGGCAAAAAUAUAAAUUAGAAGAGGAGAGUACCGCUUCCUGAAGAAGACAUGGAAGGAUUGUUAUCAGCCAGCGAAUCUUUUCUACCAAAGAAUUCGGAAAGCAGAAGGAAAGAAAUCAUGAGUCAUAAUGAGAAACUGCAGAGCAAGGAAGGAAUGACUGAUCUGGCUUUAACAGACCAAGAUAUGAUGACAAGAGAGGGUCUGGACAGGAGGAAUGUCUGGGAGCCGAGCGUUUACUAUCCCCUGGGAAAGGAGUCCUUUCAUUUUGUUGGUCAUGAAGUCAACAUCCGGGAGUCUACGGACUCAUACGGAGCUCUGAUUUGGCCCGGGGCAAUAGCUCUCUGUCAGUUCUUAGAAAACAACCAGCAACAAAUGAACCUGAUGGACAAAGCAGUGCUAGAGCUCGGAGCUGGAACUGGCUUACUCUCCAUAGUGGCAAGUUUGUUAGGUGCCUGGGUGACGGCUACUGAUCUGCCUGACAUCUUGUCUAAUCUGUCCUUCAACCUUCGCCGGAAUACCAAGGGGCGUUCACGCUACAUCCCUCAGGUGGCUGCCCUCUCCUGGGGCCAGGAGCUGGAGCGAGACUUCCCCUUCCCGUCCUACCGCUACGAUUAUGUGUUUGCAGCUGAUGUGGUGUAUCACCACGACUUCCUUGAGGAACUGCUGAGCACUAUGCUUCACUUCUGCAGACCAGGCAGUGGGACAACCCUGCUUUGGGCGAACAAAAUUAGGUUCCCGUCAGACCUGAGGUUCGCAGAGUACUUUAAGAGCCGUUUCAACACAACACUGCUUGUUGAGGCACCGCAGGAGAAUGUGUGGAUAUACAAGGCCACAGCAAAGGAGUGA